CAAUGACAUAACCAAGGAUUUGCAGACUCUUCCUGGGGUCGAGUCGGCCAGCCCCAACGCUGCUGGAUUUUUGUGGUAACGUUGUGAAGUUGAAAGGAAGCAGAUUUGCCAGUCACCAUGCCGGCCCUCUCCACCAGAACCGGCAGUGAGAUAGGUCUGUAUGAGCUAUUGUCUGUACUGCCGUCUCAGCUGCAGCCUCAUGUUGAGAGUUCAGAUGACCGCUCUUUUCUACACGCUAUGUUUGGGGAGAGGAGUCUAUAUUCACUGGUCAAGAUCCAUGAGAAGUUACAGUGUUAUGAAGACUGUGCUCCGACUCCAGUACUGGACAGCGCCGGCUCACUGGCUCAAGACUUGACGGAGGAACUUCAAGGAAGAAGUGCAAGUAAUGAGAUCAGAGAGCUUGUCAAGCUACUGUCCAAACCACAUAUAAAGAGUUUGUUGUCUGUUCAUGAUACCGUGGCCAGGAAGAGUUACGAUCCAGAACUUCCUCCUCUGCCAGACGACAUUGAUGAUGAAGAAGAUUCUGUGAAGAUCAUUCGACUGGUCAAGAAUAAAGAGCCUUUGGGUGCCACCAUAAAGAAGGAUGAACACAGUGGGGCAAUCAUAGUGGCACGCAUCAUGAGGGGCGGGGCAGCAGACAGAAGUGGACUGAUACAUGUCGGAGAUGAGCUGAAAGAGGUCAACGGUAUCCCGGUAGAUGACAAAAAGCCUGAGGAAAUAAUUCGCAUCCUGUCCCAGUCGCAAGGUGCCAUCACAUUCAAAGUGGUCCCAGGCAUCAAAGAGGAGGCACAAAGCAAAGAGCCCAAGAUGUUUGUAAAGGCGCUUUUUGACUACAAUCCAGCUGAGGAUAAGGCGAUCCCUUGCAAGGAGGCAGGCUUGGCAUUCAGGAAGGGAGAUAUCCUGCAGGUUAUGAGCCAGGACGAUGCCACCUGGUGGCAAGCCAAACUGGAGGGUGAUGGCAACCAGCGCGCAGGACUCAUCCCAUCCAAACACUUUCAGGAGAGGAGGUUGGCAACCUGGAGACCCAUGACCGUCACGACUCUUCAGAGAACCCCCAGCAAAAGAUUUUAUGAUGAGACGGUUGAAUUGGUGGAGGACAUUGAACAGGACACUGAGUUUGCCUCCUAUUUAAGUGGACUCCAUAUUGCGGGUCUACGGAGGAGUUUUCGUCUCAGCAGAAGGGAUAAGAAAACAAAUAAGUCCAUGUAUGAAUGUAAGAGAAGUGAGCAGUACGACACAGCUGAUGUGCCCACUUAUGAAGAGGUGACGGCCUACCGCAGAAAACACGGAGACAGGCACAGACUUGUCGUGUUGGUUGGUCCUACUGGUGUUGGUUUGAAUGAGCUCAAAAGGAAGUUGUUGAUAUCCGAUCCACAACAUUUUAGUGUCACCAUCCCACACACAUCUCGAUCGAAAAGACAUCAAGAAAGCGAUGGAGUGGAGUAUCAUUUUAUCUCCAAACACCUUUUUGAGGCAGACAUUCAGAACAACAAUCUAAACCGCGGCAAAGACCCUCAUACUUACGGUUUGACAGAGGUGUUGUCAUUACUGCAAGAGCUGCUGAAUAAGGGACGUUCCCCAUCCACGCUCAAAAUCUAUGUGGCUAUAGCGGCCUCUCAUGCCCCUAGUGAGGGACAAUCGUGCUGCUUUAAUGACUGCGGUUCACCCUGCUCUCUUUAUCUUUCUCCCCUUUUUUCCACAUUCUCUCUCCAUCAGACGCUAAAGCAUCUUCGCACAGCUGAGUUCAAGCCCUAUGUGGCGUUUGUGAAGCCUCCAUCCAUCGAGCGUUUGAGAGAGACCAGGAAGAGCGCAAAAGUCAUCUCAGGCAAAGAUGAUAAGAACUCGUCCAACCCCUUCUCGGAGGAGGACUUCCAGGAGAUGAUCAGUACUGCUCAUAUGAUGGAAAACCAGUACGGUCACCUCUUUGAAAAGGUCAUUGUGAACGAUGACCUCACGAUUGCCUUCAACGAGCUCAAGCAGGCACUCAGAAAAGUGGAGACAGAAGCUCACUGGGUGCCCGUCAGCUGGACUCAUUCCUGAGCAUCAGCACAAAACAGGACAAAAAGAACAAUGGAACAAGGCAUCAAAUUUGGGGGGAAACUAAGGGAAGGACUUUAAGAACUGUGAAAGAUUUUGUUUUAUUGUGUAAUGUUAUUUUUGGUUGUAGAUGGUGACAGGGAAAUAUUUUAGUUGUCUUAACACAUAUGAAGUGGUUUAUCUGUUUUUGGAGACUAAAGUGGAAACAUAUAGGGUUUUUUUUUGUUUUGUCGUGGCGGAUAUAGCUGACCAGGUGUAACUGCACUCAGAAAGUCAGCAAACGCCUGCUUGUUUAGCCGCCGUUGAGAGAGUGUUUCAGACUGCCAAUCAAGUGGUCUGGUGGUGUUGACCACUCCUUAGUGUAUUUUUAACAUUAGUUUAUAGAAACCAAAUGGAUGAUUAUUAUUUUUCUGUGUUCAAAGUACACAUUUUUGUAUUUCAGAACUUGUAGUCCAUUGGCCUGUUACUCUGCAGCUAGUUUAAUCAGCCCAGCAUUAACAAUAUAUAUGGGGGGGGGGCAUCAAGUGAUGUUCAGUGGGCCCAGAGUGAUUUUAUUUAAAUAGAAAAUUAAUAUAUUUUGAUAUUUUUUGGACUUUUACUUUUUUUUUUUAGCCCGUUCCCUAUUGAGAUUUUUAAAUUGAAAUCAGAGCUGUGAGGAUUUAUUUAGCCUUUUUAGUAAGUGCUCAUGGCUGAUCAAAGCCUCAGGGUCCCUGUAGACAGAGCUUUUAUUAAUGUACAGUAUAACCCGAUGUGUGCAGAAGCUGGCUUCUUUCUUUCAGUUCCAUCUAUCUGUUUCUCUCUAUUCUCUUUUCCUUCCAUUUUCAUUUUCCUUUAUUGCCCAGUCCACAAGUACUAGCUGUUGUUGAGGGCAGGCAUUUGGAAAGGACAUAUGAGGGAAUGUACUUAGUCUGAGCUGAUUAGUCAAGAGUCUUGGAAGCCUAACAGCAGCACUUCCACAAUUGGAUCUCAGUGAAAUUGAUGUGAAAUGGUAACCUCGAAUGUUACAAGGCAUUUCAGACAGGAUUAGUUCACCCAAAAAUGAAAAUCCUGUCAUAAUUCGGUUCUAUUGUAUAACUUAGAGGACUUGAAUAUAGAACAUAAGUCAUAUGAACUUCAAUGGUACUUUAUUAUUUUUGGUGCUCAACAGUCCCCUUCCAACUUAACUCGUGUGUAACAAGUACGUAGAAAGAAUGUCAUAUGGAUUUGUAACCACUAGUGAUGCUCUAAAAUUUCAGCAACCCAAGACCGAAACAGG
Messenger RNA from Sinocyclocheilus rhinocerous, 3292 nucleotides. Its product is annotated as MAGUK p55 subfamily member 7-like. Gene Ontology annotation, molecular function: protein binding. The transcript is spliced from 19 exons. The record is from RefSeq and is a predicted model, not a curated record. The coding region runs from base 118 to 2040 and encodes 640 amino acids. Lineage: Eukaryota; Metazoa; Chordata; Actinopteri; Cypriniformes; Cyprinidae.